Carassius gibelio (silver crucian carp) is the source of this 4280-nucleotide messenger RNA. RefSeq names its product ephrin type-A receptor 4-like. The record is from RefSeq and is a predicted model, not a curated record. Gene Ontology annotation, molecular function: transmembrane-ephrin receptor activity; protein binding; ATP binding. Gene Ontology annotation, biological process: protein phosphorylation; cell surface receptor protein tyrosine kinase signaling pathway; axon guidance. Gene Ontology annotation, cellular component: plasma membrane; neuron projection. Bases 84 to 3050 code for a protein of 988 amino acids. Lineage: Eukaryota; Metazoa; Chordata; Actinopteri; Cypriniformes; Cyprinidae. The transcript is spliced from 17 exons.
GCGCGUCUCGUGCGCCUCCAGUUCAGUCGCGUGGAGCAGCACGAGGAAUAAACAGGAAUAACGGAGAGACAGUAACGGGACGAAUGGCGCUCAUGGCCGGGAUUAUUUACUCGCUCACCUCGCUCUUCCUGGGGAUUUGUGCAGGUCUGUCCGCUCCGAGGAAUCCUCCGGCGAAUGAAGUCACGCUGCUGGAUUCAAGAUCGGUGCAGGGAGAUCUGGCAUGGGUCGCCAGCCCGACGGAAGGAGGGUGGGAAGAGGUGAGCAUCAUGGACGAGAAGAACAUCCCCAUCAGAACAUACCAGGUGUGUAACGUGAUGGAGCCCAAUCAGAACAACUGGCUCAGGACACACUGGAUCCAGCGCGGGCCGGCGCAGCGUAUUUACAUCGAGAUUAAAUUCACCCUGCGUGACUGUAACAGCCUGCCCGGCGUCAUCGGCACCUGCAAAGAGACGUUCAACCUCUACUACCUCGAGUCUGACUCCGAUAACGAGCGCUACGCUCACGAGAGCCGCUUUGAGAAGAUCGACACGGUGGCGGCGGACGAGAGCUUCACGCAGGUGGAUGUUGGUGAUCGGAUCAUGAAGCUGAACACAGAGAUUCGGGACGUCGGUGUUCUGAGCCACACAGGGUUUUAUCUGGCCUUCCAGGAUGUAGGAGCCUGUAUCGCUCUGGUUUCCAUUCAUGUGUUUUACAAGAAGUGUCCGUUAGCUGUGAGGAACCUAGCACAGUUUCCUGACACGGUAACUGGAGCCGACACGUCAUCACUGGUGGAGGUGCGCGGCUCCUGUGUGAAUCACUCAGAGGAGCAGGAGGUUCCCAAAAUGUACUGCGGUGCAGAUGGAGAAUGGCUGGUGCCCAUUGGGAAUUGCCUGUGCAACCCUGGAUACGAGGAACGGAAUGAGCAAUGUCAGGUGUGUAAAGUGGGUUACUACAGGUCUCUUUCUACGGACGACAGCUGUCGUAAAUGUCCACUGCACAGUUACUCCAUGAAAGAAGGAGCUACUUCCUGUGAUUGUGAUAAAGGAUAUUACAGAUCGGAGACGGAUCCUGCUGGCAUGCCUUGCACACGACCUCCAUCUGCUCCUCACAAUCUGAUUUCUAAUGUCAACGAGACGUCGGUGCUGCUGGAAUGGAGUCCGCCUGUCUCCUCCGGGGGCCGUCAGGAUCUCACCUACAACGUGGUGUGUAAGCAGUGUGUGCGAGACACGCAGAGAUGCACACCGUGUGGAGACGACGUGCGAUACUCUCCGCAGCGGCUGAGUCUGCGCUCCACACGGGUGUCCGUUCACCAGCUGCAGGCACACACCAACUACACCUUCCAGAUCUGGGCCAUCAACGGGGUGUCCAAACACAGCCCCAGUCUGGAGCAGGCCACGUCCAUCACAAUCACCACUAACCAGGCCGCUCCUUCCACGGUCAUGAUGGUUCAGAGUAAGGACAUCACGCGCCAGACGCUCUCUCUGUUCUGGGAUGAGCCCGAGAAACCCAACGGAGUCAUACUGGAGUAUGAAGUCAAAUACUACGAGAAGGAUCAGAACGAGAGGAGUUAUCGCAUCGUAAAGACGACGUCUCGUAGUACUGAUAUUAAAGACCUGACUCCGAUGACUUCCUACAUGUUUCACGUGCGCGCUCGCACCUCUGCAGGAUAUGGGGAGUUCAGCGCCCCCUUUGAGUUCAGCACUAACACUGUCGCAGCUCCUGUUGUUGGAGGAGUCAUUAGCUCUGCUGUGCUGCUGCUGUUGGUGGCCGGAUGUGUUGUUGUUCUCCUCCUCAUCCUCAUCAUUACCUUCAUCAUCACCAAAAGGAAAAGCAAAUACAGCAAAACUAAACAGGCAGAGGAGAAAAACCUGCAGCCAGGUGUGAGAAUAUAUGUGGACCCUUACACCUACGAAGACCCCAACCAGGCCAUCAGGGAGUUCGCUAAGGAGAUCAACACCUCCUGUAUCAAGAUCGAGAAGGUGAUCGGCAUCGGUGAGUUUGGCGAGGUGUGCAGCGGCCGUCUGAAACUUCCUGGAAAGCGAGAGAUCUGUGUGGCCAUCAAAACACUGAAGGCGGGGUUUACAGAGCAGCAGAGGCUGGACUUCCUGAGCGAGGCCAGCGUGAUUGGCCAGUUUGACCAUCCUAAUAUCAUUCACCUAGAAGGCGUGGUCACCAAAUGCAAACCAGUUAUGAUUAUCACUGAAUAUAUGGAGAACGGCUCACUGGACAUGUUUCUCAGAAAGAAUGAUGGCCGCUUCACCGUUAUUCAGCUGGUGGGCAUCCUGAGAGGAAUCGCGUCUGGAAUGAAAUAUCUUUCCGACAUGAGUUACGUUCACAGGGAUCUGGCAGCACGCAACAUCCUAGUGAACAGCAACCUGGUGUGCAAAGUCUCAGAUUUUGGGAUGUCCAGAGUGCUUGAAGACGAGCCAGAAGGAGCGUAUACUACUAGGGGAGGGAAGAUCCCAAUCCGCUGGACGGCUCCAGAAGCCAUCACAUACAGGAAGUUCACCUCAGCCAGUGAUGUGUGGAGUUACGGCAUCGUCAUGUGGGAAGUGAUGUCAUAUGGUGAACGACCAUACUGGGACAUGAGCAACCAGGAUGUGAUAAAGGCAAUAGAGGAAGGCUACCGGUUGCCGCCGCCCAUGGAGUGUCCUCUGGCUCUGCAUCAGCUCAUGCUGGAGUGCUGGAUGAGGGAACGAGCGGACAGACCCAAAUUCAGCCAGAUCGUCAACAUGCUGGACAAACUCAUACGCAAUCCUGCCACGCUCAAGAGGACGGCGGGAGACGCCAGCAGGCCCCACCCCUCCACACUUCACCACGCCCCCUCUGAAGGCUCCGCCCCCUCUGUAGGUUCUGUGGAUGAAUGGCUGAAAAUUAUUGGACUUGAGCAAUACAGAGAAAACUUCAGCACAGCAGGAUUCUGCAGCUUAGAGAGCAUCUCACCAAUGAGUCACGAGGAUCUGGGCAAAAUGGGAAUCUCAUGCAGUGCACAUCAGAGAAAGAUCCUGAGCAGCGUGCAGGAAUUAUUUUCUGGAAUGCAUCACAGACAAGACACAAAGGUUCCUGUCUGAUCUGUGACGAGGGGAAAAAACACUGCAUCAUGUUGGUUAACGUGCAUUACAAGAGGGGCGGAAUAUUUCACAUUCGCACUUUAAUGAAUACAAACGGUAUGAAGAUCAGAAUGAAUGAGCUAAACUGCACUUUUCUGGGCCUCUUUGUGCUUCUAUGAGACAAAAUAUAAAAUGACUCAAAGCAUCUCUUCAGAUGAGAUGUUUCUGGCCCUGUCAUUUUAGGAAGCGAGGCAGUAUUUUUUGACUGGAGAAAGUUUGAGAAGUGUCCUCCUCCUUUAAGUGGAAAGAACCAUUUCAACUUAAGUGCAAACAGACUACGACGCUUUUCACCUCAGGAUCUUUUCAGGAUGGCCGCUUGUUGUCAGCAGGAAGGAAUUGUUCCCUGCGGAUCAGAUUUGAACAUUAUAUUCAGAUCUUUUGCCUCGGGAGAUUUUGAGCGUUUGCCAACGAAGCUAACAGACCUUUUGGACGGUGUGUGUUUAUUUUACGAAGGCCAGAUGGGAGUUUCAGAGGCAUUGCUGAAUGGAAAAUUAUAUUGCUUUAUUUGUUGAAAAAAAUAAAUAAAUAAAGGGAAUGAGGAGAUAGAUCCAGAUAAGGUUUAGUCUUUAGUUACUCAUGUUCCAUAUAUCCAAUCUUUGCAUUUUUAAGUAGCAAAGUAAAAGACUCAAUCUGAUGAUCUUCCUUGUUUUCUUUUCAAUCUUGUUUUUUUCUCUCCUUUCAAUUUCAUUUAUUUUAAUAAAUGUCUGCACCUUUGAGUACCAUUGACUCUGCACCCAGAGAUCAUACACCAACAGCUAAAUCUGUGUAGAAAUUGAUCAAAUGUUGGAAACUGCUGAGUCGAAUCAUUGCAAGAAUUUUAUAGUCACAGAUAUAUUUUUAGAAUUUUUUUUCACUGUACAAAAUCUAGGAAUUUGUGUGUACAUAGUUUGUAAUAGUUUGAUGUACAUAAUACCAGCAGACAUUUCCAUGUACAGCUCCAUCAUUUUCUUCCUGUUUUUCUUUACAUGUGUUAACAGAAUGUAUUUAAUUAUACAGUGAGCAUAAUAUUCAUGUUGGCAGUAAAUGUAACAUUUUAAAACAGCAGUACAUUUAAGAAAGUUUCGGUAACAUAUUGAGGAGUCUUUUAAUUUCACAGUUUCUGUAUUUCCACCUUUAGGUGCACCUAACUUAUGAGCUUUAUUUAUGAUCUUUUGUAUCUAGUUCCUAAAAUAAAAAUUUUAAGACACUGUA